Molecule: messenger RNA, 508 nt
Organism: Acanthoscelides obtectus
Lineage: Eukaryota; Metazoa; Arthropoda; Insecta; Coleoptera; Chrysomelidae
Source: the annotation of a GenBank genome assembly
AAUAAAUGAAAAAUCCUACGCUUGACAUUUCAGUGUUAUUGGUGUUAUUUAAGGUUAAGUAAACUUAUGCAAAGUAAUGAUGACGGGUGAACAUGCGUUUACACAUUGUCAGAUCGAAGAUUUUUUACAUAUGUAGUUUUACAUUUAUGUGUGCAUAACCUAACUUUUAAGCAUACUUUUAACGUGAUUUUGGUUUGUGAUAGAUUAAAGAACUCAAAUGGCACAGGGCAAGCUUAAAACAAAAGCAAAAUUACCAGGAAACAUAAAAUCAAAACAAAAACCCAAAGGGGGUGCAGUCACCAAACGAGCUAAUCGACCAAUUAAACCAAAAAAAGCAGGCAAAGAUGAAAUAAGGAAGCUGAAUCAAAUAGUAACAAAAACUGUGAACAGUGCAAUUGAACAGGAUAUAAGGAAUAGAGCUAUUCCAAAACGACAGACCAUGUCAAAGGCCCAACAGGCUGUUUCGGAACAUCACAAGAAAUCAGCAGGCAGUAAAACCAUAACUUGA